AACAGAUCUCUGUUUCGUGUCUCAACUUUGCGGCUCGAAAAUGGCGUCAACAUUAGAGUCACGGCAAUACCGAUCCCGGAAGCAGAAACCCUGCGAUCUGUGUCGCAAAAGGAGGAUAUGCUGCAUCCGAGAACCCGGUAGUCACAGCUGUUCUCUCUGCAGGACGAGAAAUAUUGAUUGCACUUAUGUAUCUUCCCCUCCUGUCCGGCUCAGAACUCCCAAGGAGCGCAUGAGAAGGUCACACGUAGGUAAUACUACUCCGACUUCUCCAGCGACGGAAUCACCGAGCAUGCAGGGUAGAGCCCGCAUUGAGGAAUUGCAUCACACCUUACAGUAUGUCGGUCUGAGUGGAGAUCAGGAUCCAUAUCUGCUGCAGCAUUCGAGCCGGGAUGCUAAAAGACAAGAUGAUGUUGCGUGGGCAUGUCAAACGGUCAACAAUGACCCCGUUAUGCCUGCUCAAUUUACUAUUGUGCCGGAUCAACAUCUGGAUGCCCGACCUACUUACUAUCCAAAGAAUAAUGUGGAAGAGAGUGUCCAUCCUUACAAGGAAGCCUUGAUCAAAACAUAUUUCAAUAUCGUCCACCCAUCGUUUCCGAUUCUUGACCCGAUUAGAUUUAAUCCAAAUUCAUCGUCACUACUCCUCGCAUCUAUGUAUGCUUUGUCCCAUAAGUUCUGCUCGGAGGCUGGACAGAUCGAUCCGUGGAUAUUCCUGGACUUUCUCGGGCGAGCACUACCUUUGGAAGCUCGUAAUCCAAAAUUGGAUAGCAUCGAAGCCGCCCUGCUCUACUCGCAACGACAUACGUAUAUUUUUCGCGCCCCUACUAUGCCAGGCAUGAUAGCCGAAACUGGCAGCCUCAUUGGCAUGAGCCAUGAUAUAGGUCUGAAUGUUGACCCUACUAACUGGAGGAUCUCCGAAACCGACAAAAAAAGACGAAUACGGUUAUGGUGGGCUGUGUAUAUGCAAGAUAAGUGGGUAGCUUUGACACUUGGUCGUCCCUCUUUUCUCCACGAUGAGCAAAGCAAUGUGCCGAUGGUGACUAUCUCCGAUUUCGACCAUGGUGAAAGUGAGGUGUCAUACCUAUCAGCUUUAGCAUCGUCACGAAUCAUGUACAGUGUGUCGACUGGCAUGUUUGUAGCCAUGGCAGAGCUGAGUGUGCUGCUCUCUGACAUUCUCUCGACUUUUUACACAGUGAGGGGCAUUCGUAGACUCAGAGAAGCCCCACGCCAAGGGAUGGAAUGUGUUAUCGACUCUUUUACAAACAGACUUGAAGGUUGGUAUAACAUAUAUAAUACUCUUUUACAAGGAGAUAAGAGACUUUUGCCCGAUCCUACUGGUAAAUUGCUUCACCUGAUGUAUUCUACAAAUAAGGAAUUUUUGAUGAUAACCUGAUAUCUACAGGCACUUUGCAACUCGCCUAUUA
Messenger RNA from Talaromyces proteolyticus, 1421 nucleotides. Its product is annotated as fungal-specific transcription factor domain-containing protein. Gene Ontology annotation, molecular function: DNA-binding transcription factor activity, RNA polymerase II-specific; DNA binding; zinc ion binding. The transcript has 6 exons. NCBI's taxonomy places the organism in Eukaryota, Fungi, Ascomycota, Eurotiomycetes, Eurotiales, Trichocomaceae. Gene Ontology annotation, biological process: DNA-templated transcription. The record is from RefSeq and is a predicted model, not a curated record. The coding region runs from base 41 to 1390 and encodes 449 amino acids. Gene Ontology annotation, cellular component: nucleus.